Messenger RNA from Drosophila biarmipes, 670 nucleotides. RefSeq names its product 39 kDa FK506-binding nuclear protein. The record is from RefSeq and is a predicted model, not a curated record. The coding region runs from base 37 to 489 and encodes 150 amino acids. Lineage: Eukaryota; Metazoa; Arthropoda; Insecta; Diptera; Drosophilidae. The transcript has a single exon.
UUAAGGCUACGGAUCUGUUCGUUGACUCUCCCAAAAAUGAAGCUCUGGCUGGUUUUAGGCCUGGCCAUUAUGGUAGCCUAUGUGGCGGGUGCUGAUGACACUGAUGCCAACGACGACUAUUACUACGACUACGAUUACGGCAAUGAUAACAGUACCGCCACCUCUGGAACCAGUUCAGUAGAGGAUUACAGUGACGACGGUGACGAUUCAGACGAUGAUGACACUGCAGCCAGCUCGUCGGACAGUUCCGAGGACAGUUCCUCCACUAGUGGUUCCUCACAAUCAACACCCACCAAGGUUAAAAAGGCCAAGAAAAACGCAGCUCGAAGGAAUAAACGGCGCGGGCGCACCACUGCGGCUCCAAGACGCAGCUCCACCGCUGCCCCAAAGCGCAGGAAAGCUGCCGCUGUGGCUGCCAAAAAGAAGAGACCUGUGGCCGCCAAGAAGAACAGCCAUGCUGCCACCAAGAAGCGCAGGCGCAGCGGUUAGUCCACUGAACUCCGUUCCAAACUAUAUAUUGAAUAUAGUAUAUUGAAAAAUAAAAGCAGAAAAAGUGAAAAAAACUUGUCACACUUUUUACAUUCGUUUUUUUAAGAACAAUUAUAAAAAUAGAGGUUUAUCGUAAAAAAAUCUUUAAAAGAUUGUGUUCAAUUGAACUUUAGUGAUUGAA